AGUGCAAGCAUAGUGUGGAUUAACGAGUGCGAUCGAUCGCCGAUUUUGCGUGCGGGGUUCGAGUGUCUUACCCCUUUGCGGGAGAGCUUGAGGAAUCGUGUGAUUUGCGAAGAAAAAUGACCUCCUGAAAAGCGAAUCUAGCCGGGAUUGCAUUAGUAAAACAAACAACUAUCGGUGGAUUUUCAGCGCAAUGAUUACAACAGAGUGAACUAUGUCCAAAGUCGGUCGCCCUCGUCACCGCAUCCCACCAGCAUCAUCUCCAGCAACAGCAGCAGCGUGUCGCAGCCACCACCAUCGGAAGUGAAACCAACAACAAACAACAGUUAGAAGAGGGUCGCUCUGUACGUCUGUAGUGUCAGAUGGGUAAAUGGUGAGCUGUUGAAUGCCUACACUUCGCAGUUGAGGCGUCUCAAGUGAAGAAUAUUGAUGUUCGCGCUGGGGAAGUUGGAUAAGAAUACAAUAACAGGAAGGUCCUGGAGAUCGACGAAGUCCUGAAGUCAGUUCGUUAGUGGUGUUGUUCAUAGGAAGAAUUGUAGAAACUGUCCUGGAGAUAUUCUGUUUUUUCUUACUCUCGGUUCAGUGUGAAGUGCAUAUCUGUGGUGUAUGAAUACCUCGGGAUCUCCGCGAAUGAUCGUUGUGCAGUGUUGUUGUGCGGAGGAGUUGGAUAGAUUCCAGCCGAAGAAGGUGGGGGCGAAGUGAAGAAUAUCAUCUGCUGCUAGAGGGGCGCAGAGUGAGUGGUGGAGGUGUUGAAGAACCCCGCGCGUGCGUCGAUCUCGACCCGGAAACGGCAUCAAUCCUAAGAGUUUCUAUUACCGGAUAAGGGCAAGGGAAGGUAUUUAAGGUGUUAUAUCAAAAUGUACGCUAAAGGAAAAGGGACUGCGGUGCCGUCGGAUGCACAAGCUAGGGAAAAAAUUGCACUUUAUGUAUAUGAAUAUUUAUUACACGUAGGAGCAUCGAAAGCAGCACAAACAUUCUUAUCGGAGAUUCGGUGGGAGAAGAAUAUCACACUAGGCGAACCACCGGGCUUCCUGCACUCGUGGUGGUGCGUGUUUUGGGAUCUCUACUGCGCGGCACCGGAACGACGGGACACCUGCGAGCAUUCAUCCGAGGCCAAAGCGUUCCAUGAUUAUGGUUUCGUGAGUUCGGGCUACGGAGUGAAUGGAAUAGCACACAAUGCCGGUCCAGCGCCGAGUCCGUUGGGACAGUUACCACCAAAUGAGGGCAUGCCGGGCGGCCCGAUGGCACCAGCCGGUUUCUUCCCGAAUUCCUCAAUUAGGCCAUCACAACCUUCACAUCCUAGUAGUGGGCAGUCCCCACAUCCACAACCACCAAACUCGCAUGGACAGAUGAUGAGUGGCCAGCCAUUCAUGGGAGGUCCUCGGUACCCGCCUGGUCCCCGGCCCGGAGUCCGAAUGCCGCAAGGAAUUGGAAACGAUUUCAAUGGUCCCCCCGGACAACCCAUGAUGCCAAAUAGUAUGGAUCCCACGCGGCAAGGUGAAGCUGGAGACUUUGUAGCAUGGCAAGGCCCCCCUGGAAUGGGUCCGAUGAAUCCUAGAAUGAAUCCACCUCGCGGGCCCGGUAUGGGUCCUAUGGGCGCCGGCACGUACGGACCGGGAAUGCGCGGCCCCCCUCCGAACAGCAGCCUCGGCCCCGGCGGUAUGCCCCCGAUGGGGAUGGCCGGCGGGCGGCCCCAGUGGCAACCUAAUACGUCAUCGCCAAUGAACUAUUCAUCCUCGUCACCUGGAAACUACGGUGGUCCACCAGGGCCCAGUGGACCGCCCGGUCCCGGAACGCCCAUCAUGCCAUCACCUCAAGAUUCAUCCAACUCCGGCGGCGAGAACAUGUACACACCAAUGAAGCCCGAAUUCCCCAUGGUCGGCGGCUCGGACGGUGGUGGCCCCAUGGGCGGUCCCAUGGGCCCGAACUCGAUGGGCGGCCCGGUACUUAACAACGACGGCCUGGACGGCAUGAAGAACAGCCCGGCGAACGGACCCGGCACGCCCCGGGAAGACUCCGGCAGCGGUAUGGGCGACUACAACCUCGGUGGCUUCGGUGGACCCGGAGAGAAUGACCAAACCGAGUCGGCCGCUAUACUCAAGAUCAAGGAAAGCAUGCAGGAAGAGGCGAAACGCUUUGAAAAAGAUUCCGACCAGCCCGAGUACUACAUGCAAUAACAUCCUCCUCCUACUGCUUUUACAACAACAACUACUACUAGUACUACGACAUCAUUUACUACUACAUCAUCUACUACCACUACCUUCUCUUCUGUUGAUGAUCAGCCUACUACGCCCAAUGGUGCCGAUAUCAUGUCAACAUUUCCUGCAACUGUCACUACUUCCACCUAAGGCAACUGAGUUUUCUUUUCUCCGUCUGCUAAAAUUCUUUUUAUUUAAUUCUAAAAGAACACGACAAAUCACAACCUUCUGUGCUACACGGGCCACACUUCAGCUCAAUUGCUGCAAAAUUGGAGAAUCAUGUUGACAUAUUCUCGC
Molecule: messenger RNA, 2492 nt
Organism: Aedes albopictus (Asian tiger mosquito)
Lineage: Eukaryota; Metazoa; Arthropoda; Insecta; Diptera; Culicidae
Gene: Ssdp
Product: single-stranded DNA-binding protein 3
Exons: 13
Coding region: 855-2174 (439 amino acids)
Biological process (GO): positive regulation of transcription by RNA polymerase II
Cellular component (GO): nucleus
Molecular function (GO): protein binding; single-stranded DNA binding
Source: RefSeq, a predicted model, not a curated record